This is a messenger RNA of Cololabis saira (Pacific saury), 2474 nucleotides long. RefSeq names its product transmembrane protein 45a (gene tmem45a). The transcript is spliced from 6 exons. Bases 210 to 1043 code for a protein of 277 amino acids. NCBI's taxonomy places the organism in Eukaryota, Metazoa, Chordata, Actinopteri, Beloniformes, Belonidae. The record is from RefSeq and is a predicted model, not a curated record.
UGGCUUUGAAGGCUGCUGGCAGGACUGCAGAUGUUUACUUUGUGUCGCGCGGAGGAAGAGAGGAGACAUCCCUCUACUUUCACACAGGGAAAGCUAUUUGUGUGAUGGGAAAAAGGGAAACAAUUUGAUUUUUCUUUUUAAAUAUAGAUCCAACUACUUUUUCCAUCUCUAGAGUCUCCAGAGACAAUCCCACUUGGGUGCUGUGAGACAUGGGCAGCUUCAAGGGGCAUGCUCUCCCCGGGAGCUUCUUCCUUGUGGCUGGGAUCUGGUGGACAGGAAAGUACUCCCUCUGGCACGCCACCCGGAGGAACAAGAGCUUAGGUUCCACCCGUCUGGCCAGCAGAUCCUCGCAGCGACGCCUGGAGAUCAUUGAGAGCUCCGUUGUGCUCUUCUUCUCCUUCGUUGGGAUACUGGGGGAGCAGUUUGCAGCAGGCGGGCCGAAGUUUCAGUUGUACGACUUUGUGGAGAAGCACUGGGAGCUGCUGAUGAACUGGCAGCACACCACCAUGUACCUGUUCUUUGGCCUGGCUGCAGCCGUGUCUCUGGUCAUCCACACCACCGAGGCGGCGCCGCUGGCACUGGACAGGUUAAUGCUGGCCAUCGCUUUCUUCAAUGAAGGAUUCCUUUUCCUCUACCACCUGCAUGGAAGGAGCAUGCUGGACGUCCACGUCCACCAGCUCCUGCUCUACGCCGUCUUCGGUGAGGCUCUCGUUGCCUUCCUGGAGGUCUUCCAUCGGGGUAACAUCCUCCUGGAGCUGCUGCGCUGCACCCUCACAAUCCUGCAGGGAAGCUGGUUCUGGGAGAUUGGUUUCGUGCUGUACCCUCCCAACGGACCCGAGUGGGACCUGAAGGACCACAACAACAUGAUGUUUAUUACUAUGUGUUACUCCUGGCACCUCGUCUUCGCCAUGCUUGUCGUCAGCGUCUUGUAUUGCACCGUCAGCUGUGUGGUUCGCUCCAGACUGAAGAGGACUCCUCCGAUGGAAAUGGGACUUCUGAAAGCCAGGGACCGGGACGCCGAGUCAGAGGAUGAGAUUUUAUGAGGACUUUUAUACACCUCAUGACUCGUGAAUAUUUGACAUAAAUCAGGGACACGGUGCUCGCAGCCACAGCAGCAGUAAGAUGGGAACCAAGUCACGAAGACAAAACAGGGGUAUGAACAUGGUUUAGCUUGGAAAUAUAUCUCUACCUCUGCCUAAUUUAAAGGUAGAGUAAGGGAUUUUACGUAAUUUAUAACCCAUAACACUUUGUGUUACAUUAUUUGUCUCCAUCCACUAGCUGCCAAUCUUAAGAAUACACAGUUUAAUAAAAAUCCAACACAGUCUUGGCUUCAUAAAGUGGAAACAAUCAGAGCAGGGGCAGCCUGCCCCACUAAACAUAACAAAUACCACCAGGGGAGGGUUGAAGUUCAUGCUUGCACACAUGAAGCACUAAGACGAGAGGCUUGAGAGAAAAACUGAGUGUAAAAUAUCAACUGAUGUGACAUUAUCCAGAAAUCCCUUACCCUGCCUUUAAUCAGCUGUGACCCCCCACACCCCCUCAGCCUUACUAGCUAUUUAUUUUAAAAGUAACAUGAUACGUUUCGUAUAUAUAUUCAUUUUAUCUCUGUUAUUAUUUUUGCACAUAAAGUUACGCUUUUUGUGAAUCAGAUGCUUUACAUUUGGCUCGUCAAAACCUUUGUUGUUCAGACAUCGUGUUGUUCAGUGGUGAAAAACAAACAUUGUUGGUGCAGUAUUAACAAUACUACUUGAAGUGUGCCUUUUACAUAGUUUAUAUGGCUUUUUUGUUUCACUAUAUAAAGUAAGGUCUAAUCUAAGUUAGAGCUUUAUUAAAAUGAUGUAAAUGUUUUACUUUUGUUGAUCGAUAUAAAUAUGGUAUAAUCUACACAAUGCAGAGCUCAAGACUGUUGAAUACUGUUUCUCAUUGAAAAUGCACAAUUACUCGCACAUUAUUUGUUAUGUAAUGAGAACAUGUGUAAAGUGUAUGCAUGCAUCACGUAGCAAUCCCAGCAGAGAGCGGCAUGCUCUCUUGACGUCACAGUUGGUCAUCAUCUUUUGCUAAACUUCUGUAUUAAUGUAACCUGAAGCGGUGUCACAUCUUCAAGUCUUGAAUGUAGACGAAGAAACCCUAUUUAAACAAGGGAGCCGAAAUAUUACACCUCUAUUUUUUGGAAAAUGUUAUAUCUCUGAGCAACAAAAACAUGUAAACCUCUAUAAGAUGGAUGCUUAAAAUUGAAGUUGAGCUAAAAGUUGGUGUCCAGCAUGUUAGUGUAUAUUUAUUAUGAUUGUUUGUCUUUGUUUUUUGAUAAGGAAGUUGUCCCUGCACAAGUGGGUCAUACCAGAUCACCAGAUACUGAAAUAUCAUGUUAUAUUGAUGGACGUCUACCACUAACAAAGGUGUAAUGCUGAAUCUGGUUCCUCAGUAAAUCAAUAAACCAAUGAGGCUGAGGUUUGGGCUUUGAUUGGGCCAUCCCA